AUAUCAUUUAGCUUUACAGCCAAGAAGAGUGAAUUAUCUUCUCUUGGUUCUUCUCCUUCCGCUGCUACCAUUUCAUAGGUGCUUUCAACUAUGGGGAAGUCAGGGAAGGAAGGAGGUUUCUGGAAGUCAUUGAACCCCUGGAAAUGCAGGUGUUUCUGUCCGAACAUGGAACGAAACCCCGAAACUGAUGAAGAGAAAUCAAGCAAGAAUCAUUCCAAUGCUCCGGUGAGAAACGAAUCAGGUCAUUAUGUGGGACCUUCGCCGAGUCCUCAGGCUGACUCUUAUAGUGGUAUGAAUGCUGAAGAACGAGACGAGAACCUCAAGGCGGCCAUUACUUACUGCAACAGAUGUUCAUCCCUGGAAUGUUAAUGCUCUAGUUCUCUUGUGGCUGUGCCUGUAAGAAUACACCGGCACCCUCUACCAUAGCUUUUGAAUUCAUGAUUUUUUUUUUUAAUCGGCAGUUCUUGAUUUAUGUUAAUUGUAUUAAGACAUAUAAGAACUUUGAUUCCCGUAUUGAAGAUAGGGAUCAUGUAGCUUACCAAUUGAAUUAAAAAUUCUUAUGCUUC
Messenger RNA from Rubroshorea leprosula, 566 nucleotides. The record is from the annotation of a GenBank genome assembly. Lineage: Eukaryota; Viridiplantae; Streptophyta; Magnoliopsida; Malvales; Dipterocarpaceae.